Molecule: messenger RNA, 3609 nt
Organism: Symbiodinium sp. CCMP2456
Lineage: Eukaryota; Dinophyceae; Suessiales; Symbiodiniaceae
Source: the annotation of a GenBank genome assembly
AUGCAGCCAGACCGAUGCCUGCAUUUCUGCCUGCUUGGAGACUCCGGGAUCGGGCAAUCGGCGUUUCUGCAAUGCUACAAGCACGCCUUGAACCUCACUGGUGCAAGCAAGGACUUCGCCAAGCAUUCCGAACCCUUCGAUGAACUACCCAACCUGGAGAGUAUGGUGGCGAUGGUGGAGCUGGAGGGGGAGCUGUGCCGCGUGCGCUUCACGGACGGAGCCGCAAGCCCGAGAUUCGAGAAGAUGCAGCAUGCUGCGAUCCAUGCUUCGCACGUCAUCUUGCUGUGUUUUCGACCAGACAAACCGGAGACCAUGGCCAGCGUCAAGAAGAAGUGGUUGCAGCGGCCUCGUAGUUUCCGUAGCUCCUGGCGGGGCGCCACCGUCGGCUGCAGGCCGCUGCUCUGGCAGAUUCGCUCCGAGACUCCUUGGCUGCUCGUCUCCUUGCAGACGGACCUGCGCGAGCGCUCCAAGGCGACACACGGCGACACACGGCGACACAGCAAUGGACGCAGUUGCGCAACGCAGCGAAAUCGCAAUGUCCCGGUCAGGUGGCGGGAGAUCAACUGCCCAUGGCUACCUGGCAGCAGGGGGAUCUUAGAUGAUCUUCCAGCGGUCCCAAGGGCGCUGGCUCUUCAGCUUAUAAGGUGGCCGCGGAAGAAGCCGAAGCCUUCGUCCAAAGUGUGCGAGCUCAGUUCCGUGGCUUGGGGCCGCUUUUGUUUGGGACGUCGCUCACGAGCCGAGCUUGCAGGAUAUGGCGGCUGGGGAUAUAUGGAGUGCUCCGCUUUCUUCCCUGACACCGUCCAAUUGGUUGUGGACGAAGCACUGAAUGCCGCGAACUCCUACUACGGGCCGUGUCCCGAGAUUCCCGCGUCCAUCUGCGCAGCUCCCGCUCAGAAAAUCUCAGGCUGCAGUGGCAGCUGCUUCCUCCGCAUGUUCCAGAGCGACGGGGAAGCGAAGCCGUGCUGGACAGCUGCUCCGGUGCCGGGGGAGAUGGAUCUGUGGCUGCCUCACGAGACCUUAACUGUGCGGGACGACCCCGUGCCAGUCACAGAGGAACAGGUUCGUGAGGGUUUGUCGCAGUUGGGCGACACGGGAACCCGGCAACACGCCUACGUCCGGUGCGAUCUCGCCGGCAUGAACCUCACCUCCUUGGUGAAGAUCCGGCAAUGGGAGCAGCUGCAGUUUCUGAACGUCUCCCGGAAUCGGCUGCGGGGCUUGGAGCCCAUCGGCGCCCUGAGACAUCUGCUGCACCUGAACGCCAGCCACAACCUUCUCAUCAGGAGUCAGAACUUCACUGCACCCGACGGGCUCGAGACCUGCGACAUGUCCUACAACAUGCUGGCGGAGCUCGGAGAUUGGAAAGUGCAUCGCUUCCUGCGGGAGCUCAACCUGCGAGGCAACUACAUCGGCUACAUCGGCAAUGGGCUCUUGGGCAAUAAGGAGCUGCGCCUGCUGGACCUCUCCGAGAACCUGAUCCUUCAGAUUCGGAAUUUGGAGCACCUGGAGCUGCGGACUCUUAGCCUGGCACAGAACAAACUCAGCUCCGUCGAAGGCGUGCAGUCCUUGACGAAGCUUCACAGCCUCGAUGUGCGACACAACAACAUCACCACCAUCGACGCCCUGCAUGCCCAGGACAUUCCUCGCUUACGCAAGCUACGGGUCUCAGAGAAUCGGAUUUCGCAAAUGAGGGAGGUGGACCAGCUGGCCGAUUUCCGUUUCCUGAGCGAGCUCUACCUGAACCCGAACCCCGUGUCCCAGCUGCCGCAGUACCGCGCACAGGUUCUGCACCGCCUGCCGCGGCUCCGGAGCCUGGAUGCCGAGCAGGUGAGCCCAGAGGAGCGCGUGAAGACCGAAGUGAUCUACGGCGCCGCGGCUGCAACGGCCUGUGCCGAUGUGGAGACGCGGCGGGAGAUCUUCGAGCAGCUGCUGCCCGAGGAGACCUUUGUUGACCGGCGCCUCAUGACCGAGGCCGGCAUCGCCUUGGCGGAAGUGGAGGAAUUCGGCAGCAACGGCGAUGCUGGGCCCUUUGGCCACUUCCUGGUGGGACCGACCUUUGGAGAUCCUCCCAGGACCCGACUGCAGUAUGCGAAAUUCCGUCAGCGGCUAGAGCUGACAAGACUCGGUGGGACUCCAGAGGGCGUCGCGGACUUCUCCAACUAUCCUGCUCUCUAUCAGAAGACGGCCGCCUUCGAUGAGGACCUCCGUGAAAUCCUCGAGGCCGUCGCCGAAGGCGGUUGUGAGGAGCUUUUGCUGGGCGAAGCCCAGAUCACACCACAAGGCAUUCGCGACAUCAUUGCCUUCAUGCAGGAUACACCCUGCAGAUUAUGUUUCAUCAACCUUUCCGGCUGCUCCUCCGCUGCGCUGCUGGGGGCGGAGCUGCUGAAGUCUUUCCCUCUCGACCGGGGCUGCAGCAUCGAGCUGGAGAACUGUGGUCUGGCAGACUCCACAGUAGCACGAUUGAGGAACAAAGCUGAAGACGCAUCGAGAGCCCUUGCACGAGCCUCUGCAGAGCGCCAACGGGUGGCACAGCGCAUGGCAGAGCACCUGGAGAUGCAGGACUACCUGGAAGAGAGGGCGGCAGAACAGCGCCCCAGCGAGAUGCCCGGCCCAGCGCCUGCGAGGGCGUGCCAUCCUGCCCAGUGGCGUCCCGGGGCCGAAACCAGCCAGAAAGCUCUGGAAGGCUUCCUCCGCGUGAAUCCCAACAAGCUCGUCCAGGCCUCCAGUGGACCGGGCGACAGCGGCUCCCUGUGGACCAUGAACGGAAAGAAAGGUGGCAAGAACUUCCAGCUCACAGCCGAGGAGCAUACAAGCCUGUGCGAGAAGUUGGAGGACAUGCUGUUAGAUUGGGGCUGUGAGUUCGACGGCGACCAGGUCCAAGGAAGAGGACUGCCACGAGCUUUCGUGAACGCUUUCGGAGCCGACCCACGGCGCAGCCCGAAGCUUUUAGGCUUCAUGCUUUGGGAGGGCGUGGCUCCCAGUGCACAAGUCAGGGGAGACGUGUAUCGAAGUCCUGAAGAAUGGGAGGCGGCUUGGGCAUCCGAGCAGCAGCGCAUGCGGGCUUUGACCGAGCAGGCCCGAGAGGAAUACGACUCCGGCCAGCAAGCUCCUGGAGUGGCAAGCGGUCAGCUGAUGGCCCACCUGAGCUUUCUGGCUGGCACCUCGGAGCUCAAGGCGCCUUCCGUCUUCGGCUUCCAGAAGGCGGAGGAGCGGGUGGCGCCUCGGCUCGGUGAGGACCUGCUGGCAGCGCUCGGCGCGGGGCUGGUCCUUUUGGAGCAAGUCCUUGCCGACGGCCUCGGCGUGAACAACCUGACGGUGACCCUAAGGUCCUUAUCCUCGGAGCCCCUGCAGAUCGCCCUGCGCCGCGGGACCAUCUUUCAGCAGAAGACCUGGAAUCACAGGCAAAACUUGGUAACGGGUGUGGACUAUGUGCUUGAAGUGCCACCGGGUGGCUGCGUAAGGAAAGAAGUGCUUGGGUUUUCCCUGAACUUCAACUGCCCGCCACCGCGCAGUGAUGAAAUGCAUGUAACCGAGUUCUAUUUUGACAUUGAGCGUGUGCUUGGAAGUCAAGCGCUCAUUUGGGAUCACAUGCAGGCCGCGUUUCACAAGUAG